GCCUGGUAACACUUAUUUACGAUUGAUCUUCCUUGAUCUUAACAUUUACAUAUUGUUACCAUUAUUCGUUAUUAUCAUUAUUGAUUAGUAAGUAGGCGAAAUAGGAAGAAGGGACCAUGCAAUCCACUAGCCUCUUUCUGUCUGUGAUUUUCCUCAUAAGUCUGGUCUCAAUCGAUGGCCUCCUGCGCCGCUGCUAUCAGUGCCGAUCCCGCGGGGAAUUGGGCAGCUGCAAGGACCCCUUUACUUUCAAUGCGACGGAUGUGGAGCAGGAACCGGGAGUGGCGGCCAUCCCGUGCGCCAGCGGCUGGUGCGGCAAGGUGAUCGAGGGCGGCGGCGCCUAUGCCAUCGAUGACUACGACCUGGCCAUCCAGCGGAUGUGCGUGCAGCGCGGUCCGGAUGACAACAUGGACCGCUGUGCGGACACCAUCUACAACUACAAGAAGGUGUACAUGUGCUUCUGCCAGGGCGACCUGUGCAACGGCACGAGGAGCUGGUCCAGUGCACCACAGAUGAUGCUGAUCCCCGUUCUACCGCUGCUCGCCUGGCUGCUCCAGCGGAUUCGAAACUAGACUGCUUUCUGUGGUUUUAGCCGGCAAUGUAUAUACAUUUUUCAAUACUCAUCAACACGAAAUGCAAUAUCUACUGUUCGAGAAAUACAAACUAUAUUUUGUUAAUAUUUAACAUCGAAUGUUCUUGCUGUUUAAGAUUUUAUGCCAGUUUUCUUGGAUCCACGGAUCCUUCACUCAGGCAACAAGGCCCAGUCCAACCUCAAACAAAGGAAUCACCACGCUUAUAUGUAUUUAAGAUGUACCCAUGAUUACAUGGAAUUAAAUGUCACCUAUGCCCUGCAGACGAGAUAAGACAUAGAUCCCGAGUUCGGGUCAAUCUGCUAUCAGUGAAACAGACAAAGAAACGCCACAUG
Molecule: messenger RNA, 922 nt
Organism: Drosophila santomea
Lineage: Eukaryota; Metazoa; Arthropoda; Insecta; Diptera; Drosophilidae
Gene: rtv
Product: protein quiver
Exons: 2
Coding region: 117-569 (150 amino acids)
Biological process (GO): regulation of synaptic transmission, cholinergic; positive regulation of voltage-gated potassium channel activity; sleep
Source: RefSeq, a predicted model, not a curated record